This is a messenger RNA of Schistosoma turkestanicum, 989 nucleotides long. The record is from the annotation of a GenBank genome assembly. NCBI's taxonomy places the organism in Eukaryota, Metazoa, Platyhelminthes, Trematoda, Strigeidida, Schistosomatidae.
UUUACCUUCAAUGAGGUAUUUCGUGAAUCGGAUACGCAGGCCAAGGUUUUUGAAAUAGUAGCCGCAGACAAAGUUCGAGCUUUUAUCGGAGGUUUAAAUGGUCUCAUUUUUGCAUAUGGCACCACCAGUUCCGGCAAAACUCACACUCUUCAAGGCACACGAGAAAAUGUCGGGAUUAUUCCUCGGUCCAUCCAAUCUAUGUUUAGUCUCGUAAAGCACAAAAGCGACCCGUUUUUAAUGCCCAAAGAUUUCGCAGACGUAGUUAGUCUGGAUGAUGAUGAGGUUCAGAAAGUUUUAUCUGAUAAAUCCACCCUUAUCAAAUAUUCUGAAGGAGUUUCUGAGAACAACUUCCUCAAUGGUGUUAAAGGACACAGUUUUUUGGAUGAUACCUUAGAUCAAAACUCAGGAUUCAAACAUCCUAGUGACAUACGUUUCAGUUUCUGGAUGAGUUUUGUAGAGAUUUAUAACGAAACAUUUUAUGAUCUACUGGAUCCUACUCAUUGCUGUAGCAUGCUAACUACCCAACCUAACGGCGUCGCCAGCAUGCGAAAUAAUCAGAAUACUAUGAAUUCCCGAAAUAUAUUUAGUGUAAAUAGCAACACAUCACAUGCAUCUAGUUUUGUAAAUCAACCUCGAAGAACUCCAUUAGAAUUGAGGACUGACAAAAAUGGAAAUCUCUUUAUUAAAGGUGUAAAAUGGUAUCCUAUAUCUUCACCUGAAGAAGCUUUGAAACUUCUUGCUGUUGGUCGUCAUUGUCAAAAAGUUGCAUCGACUCGUUUAAAUCAAGCAAGUUCCAGAUCUCAUAGUAUCUUAUGUGUAAAAGCUGUACGAGUAGUUGAUAAAAAUAAUCCAAAUUUUGCUCGAGUUAGUACUUUAAUGUUUUGUGAUUUGGCUGGAAGUGAACGUUCUGUAAAAGCUGCUACCGGUGGUCAAACACUACGAAUUCGUGAAGCUGGUAAUAUUAAUUCAAGCUUAUUAACUUUAGGAAG